Ceratitis capitata (Mediterranean fruit fly) is the source of this 2672-nucleotide messenger RNA. RefSeq lists its product as uncharacterized. The record is from RefSeq and is a predicted model, not a curated record. Lineage: Eukaryota; Metazoa; Arthropoda; Insecta; Diptera; Tephritidae. The transcript has a single exon. Bases 125 to 880 code for a protein of 251 amino acids.
GAACGUCGCAAUCAAAAUCAGUCUCGUACGACCGAAGCGUUUGAAUAGUUUUAAUAAAUUCGCCAAUAGAAAUUGGCUUUUGUAUUAUCGUAUUAAUAGUAAAGUAAUUUUAGUUUUUCGCAAAAUGUCACAGUCCGAAGACAUAGCCACCGACCGGCUGCAAUCCUUAAUCGACACCCUGCGUAAAGCCAGCACCACUGUCCACACGAAAGGCUCGUUCAGCAACUGCAGCAGCCACUUCCGUGGGCAACGCGAUCACGGGGCCGUCGAAGAGUUUAUACAUUCCAUCGAGACGUAUAAAGAGAUCGAAGCGAUCAGCGAUGAAGAUGCGCUCAAAGGUCUAUCGCUACUGUUACACGGCAUGGCCUCCACGUGGUGGCAGGGUGUACGUAAAGAGGCCAAAACCUGGACGGAUGCUAUUGGGCUAAUACGAGAAUACUUCUCGCCCGCCAAGCCGCCGUAUCAAAUUUAUCUGGAAAUCUUCAGCCGCAAACAAGAUGAACGUACAGCCAUUGAUGUCUUCAUCUAUCAAAAGCGUGCGCUACUCGCUCAACUGCCGGCGGGACGACACGACGAGUGUGCUGAAUUGGACUUGAUUUACGGUUUGCUGAAUAUUAAAUACCGCCGACACAUACAACGACAAGAUGUGCAGACAUUCCGUCAACUGCUGGAACAGGGACGUAUCAUCGAACACAACAACUUGGAGUAUGAUACGCAGCAACUAAUACAGGCGACGAAACGUCAAAAACGCUGCAGUUUCUGUAAUUUCCGCGGUCACAACUAUGAGGAAUGUCGAAAGCGCCGAAAUGAAGGGCAAGGGAAUAAAAGUAGAGACGGGAAAAGUGAUGCAGCGGCAAGUGAGACGAAAGAUGAGCAAUGAGCUGGUGCUCGUCAGCCAGCUUGCAGUAGCUGAAUUCAUACAACAACUGCCCCUCCACAAACCAGCAACCAAGGGUUUGCCAACCAACCUCAACCAAAGCAGUGAUCGUCGAGCACGAGACGCACGUUAAUUUAUAUAAUAAGACAGUUUAGUGAAAUAUAAUUUGUAAAUCCACACGCACACAUGCACACAAGCCGCACCGCAACCAACCGACGGGAUGUUCAUUAGUGUCCUGAAAUCUAUUGCAAUUUUGUUUAAGUUGUAAGGGCAGCGCCGAUUGUUGUUCAGGCUGCCUUUAUGAGCUCGCAAAUUGCAAUAGAAGAGCGGAUCACAAUGACACUUCCAACACUACCGAUACCCACCCCCACUCCAAAUUCAUUCAACGCAAACGCUAUACUACAUUCCGGCCUACACGGCCCAAGUUGGCUGAACCCACGCCAGCUCUUAUUUAAGAAUGAAAAAAAACUUCUGGUUAUCACCAAAAAAAAAAAACCAGAAGUUUACCCACACACGAGUCACUCUCGGCACCAGCGCUGAUUUGUUAUUGUCCCAGUAGCUCUUUCCAUUUCCAUUCCGACUUCGGGGAUAGCAUAAAAAAUGUCUAGCUUUGCUUUUUUGUAAGUUUCGCGCAAGCUCGGUUACUAAACAGGUAUUUGAAAUCUUCUCGCAGAUCUCGACUGCUUGAUUUACAACCGAUCUAAGUAUGUUCAACUGGGAGUCGGAAAUGGUGUAUGGAGUGCGCUCAAGUGGACGGUAACAUGAUUCCAGUGCUGCUUGCUGAACAGUGACUGCAAAUGCGUUGCACUCCAUUGCUGAUUUUUAAAGUUCAAAGGGUCAACGAGGAGGGUGUUCACAAAUAGUGCGUUCUCGCUGCUAUUGUGAACUGUAGACUCCACUGUUAUACCUUGAGCCUUGAAGGUCCGCAAGUGAGUGCCGCAAAUCGUGUUGUUGCCUGUGAAAUUGUUGUACGAGAUUUUGUGAUUUCUUGCCGUUAAAAAUGUGUGUAUUUGAGUUGAUGUUGCAUUGUCUUUGACGUACAUUCGUUCACUCUCUCGCACGCUUAGCCUUAACUACAUGUGUUUUCCUUCGGGAGCACAUUUCAUAUAUACACCUGAGCGCGUGGUUGAGUCUCCUCGGUUGCCAUCACUGGCACUGUAAUAUCAACUCGUCUACAUACAUAUAUUUAUCGGUAGUAGAGCCUCGGAAUCUUCGUGCAACAAUUCUCAUAUGCGACAACCACAACGACGGGCACUUGAACGUGCGCCCCCCUCUCCUCAUUUUAUUUGUACAACGAUGGCUCAUUCGUCGCCAUUCGUACUGUUGGCACGCCAAACUGACGCACAGCUAAAUUGUUGUUGCACGUUGGAUUUGUGGCACGUCAACCCAGUCUACACUCUUUCCUUGGUUCAUGAUUCAUCACAGCAUUCGCUUUGGCUUUACGCUCCAGAAAUGUUGUGAUUGUCCUGAACCCAGUAUUCAUUCGUCAUUCCCAUGUACUAUUCCCACAUUAUUUGAUGGCGCCAUCUAAGCCUGACAUUGGUCUUGGCCACUUGGUUGUUUCACAUCGGAUGCGAGCGCCAAUCAAAGAGUCUGGAGCAACUGGCCCGCACAUCUACAUACGUUCAUACGGUGUGUAGGUAUCGAUGACGGACGCUUCGUAGCCACACCAGUUUAUAAGCUUUCUUUUGGCAUCGAGUAAUGUGGGAAUUCGCAUGGCAAUGGCUUUUGAAUGCAUAAAACUCUAAAAUCUAUAUCAAAUCUCUACUGAAACCAUACCAAAUCUAAAAAAAAA